This is a messenger RNA of Miscanthus lutarioriparius, 987 nucleotides long. The record is from the annotation of a GenBank genome assembly. Lineage: Eukaryota; Viridiplantae; Streptophyta; Magnoliopsida; Poales; Poaceae.
AUGGACCCCAAGUUCCCCACACCCCCACCGCUAAACAAAACGGAGCCCACCACCGCGACGACCACCACCACCACCUCGACCGCGCAGCAGCAGCAGCAGCAGCAGUUGGAUCCUAAGGACUACCAGCAGCAGCAGCCGGCGCAGCACCACCUGCAAAUCCAAAUUCACCAGCCGCCGCAGCAGGACGGGGGCGGCGGAGGGAAGGAGCAACAGCAGCAGCUGCAGGUGGUGGCGCAGCCCGGGGAGCGGAGGCAGCAGGCGCUCGCGCCCAAGCGGAGCUCCAACAAGGACCGCCACACCAAGGUCGACGGCAGGGGCCGCCGGAUCCGGAUGCCCGCGCUGUGCGCCGCGCGGAUCUUCCAGCUCACGCGGGAGCUCGGCCACAAGUCCGACGGCGAGACCGUGCAGUGGCUGCUGCAGCAGGCCGAGCCGGCCAUCGUCGCCGCCACCGGCACGGGCACCAUACCGGCGUCCGCGCUCGCAUCCGUCGCAUCCUCGUUCCCGUCGCCCACCUCCGGGCUCGCCAGGCCGCACCACCACCACCACCCGCACCACAUGUGGGCGCCCUCCACCGCGUCCGCGGGUUUCUCCUCGCCCUCCUUCCUCAAUUCCGCCGCCGCGGGCACGGGAGACGCCGCCGGCAUCGGCGGCAUCAUGCAGCGGAUGGGGAUCCCCGCCGGCCUCGAGCUGCCGGGAGGGGGCGCCGCUGGGGCCACCCUCGGCGCUGGCGGCCACAUCGGCUUUGCGCCCAUGUUCGCUGGACACGCCGCGGCUAUGCCGGGGCUCGAGCUCGGCCUCUCGCAGGACGGCCACAUCGGCGUGCUCGCCGCGCAGUCGAUCAGCCAGUUCUACCACCAGGUCGGUGCUGCCGGCGGCAGCGGCCAGAUGCAGCCCCCGCACGGCCACCAGCAUCACCAUCAUCAGCAGCAGGAGGACGGGGAGGACGACCGCGAGGACGGCGAGUCCGAUGACGAGUCGGGGCAGUAG